GGAAGCUGGGGCGCAUCCGAGCACGCAUAGAAAGCCUCCCUUUAGGCUCCUGGCUCAAAACUCUGGCCCCGCCCCUUCUGCUAUGGAGGCUGCCGAGUCCAGCCAAUCUGAAGAGGGCGAGGAAGGGGCGGCGCCCGAUUUGAAAUCUUUUCAAGGACCCGCAAAAAGAGGACCAGAUCUCCCAGCUGCAAGCGGCAGAGAAACCUGAGUGGGCUUAUUUACAAUACUUUACUUAGGGGAGCCUGACACAAGGAAAGGGAAGAUGGCACCUGUGUUUCAGAGUGUGGUGGGGUCUGCUGUGGGCUGGCGAAAUCACAAGAUCCUGCCUGACCUAGAGGAAAGUCCGCUUCCAGACAGGUUCAGGAAGAAGUCUUCUCGCAACAUGACAGCCAUGAGGAUGUCUCUGCGGAAGCGGAUGCCUUUAAAAGAAGUGGAGGUGAACUUUGACGAGAAUCCGACCUGGGAGAGCCUGGAGGCCAAGGAGAAGAGACAGAACUUGCGGACGCUUACGAGGACAGCUAAGAGCGCCUUUGGGACAGUGUCGCAGAAAAUCCAGAAAAGCUGUCAAGGCCCCACACGGUCACUAGUCUCCUCCUGGAACAAAGCUUCUGUGGGUGGCGGCAGCAGCAGCAGGGAAUCUGCAAAAACCCAAAACAGGCCGCCCUGGACCCCUCGCCGCAAGAGCGACCGGUUUGCCACUGUCUCGACCCCGACAUCCGACACCAGGAUUGUGUCCCCAUCUGGCAAGAGAUCCCCCUUUCAACCUGGCUCCUGCCGACUUAAAAAAGAGCUCCUCCCUCUCCGGAGAUCCAUGAGGGCUGCAGCCUUGAGAAGCCCAUAUGGUUCUCCUGCGUCUGCCCGGCAAAGGAGACAAAUUGAUUGCAACCUGGAGCUGGUCUCCACCGGCAUUCGCCGGUUGAAGCGUCUCUCUCAGGCCUUCAACGACAUCAUCGUCCAAGAAGAGAGAGAUCAAGCCAUUGUCAACUACUACCAGGUGAUGGCGCAGAACUUGCGGGCUGCCCAGGUGCGGUCCCGAAACCUCUCCCAGUCUUCGCUCAGGAAGCGGGUGGCCAAACUGCGCUGGGAGCUCAGCAGCUGGGCUGAGAAUAACUUAAAAUAGCAUUAAUCUUGGAGAAUAUGAAGGUGUGUGUGUGUGUGUGUGCGCGCGUGUGUGUUUAUCUUACUUUUUUAAAUAGUGGGUUUUUUGUAUUCUACUCUGAAUAAGCUUCUGUUUUAAAAAAAUGCACACUAAUUUUUGUAACGUCUCAGUGAAACUACAUGGAUUUUUCUUCCUGUAUAUGUGAACUUCUGUGCUAAAACCGAUCCUAUUUAUGGCAUUAAGUCAAGCUUAACCAACCUGAAUCUUAUCUCUCUUUUAUUUGAAGGCUGAGGUGUAAGUGUAUCAAUGAAUAAAAGGAAAUAAAGCUACAAUGCUGGCUUGGUUAAUCGCUGGAAAGCAGGGAUGAAGGACGUUGUGGUUCCUUACAGAUGUUGCUGAACUACAACUCCCAGCAGCCAGCACUGCCAGUGAUGAGGAAUGAUGGGAGUUGGAGUUCAGUAACAUCAGGAGGGCACCAGGUUGGCAAAGGCUCAUCUAAGCCCAACUUUAGCUUUUUAUAUUAGGAAGACUUUACCAUUAGCUGGGGGUGUCUGGGUUAUCUGUAUAGCAACUCCCCCCCCCCAAGCCAACUUGAAGGAGGCCCAAGGAAGAAGCGUAAAAUGUGAUGCAGCUUCCUGGUAAUUUUGGGCUUUAAUUUAAAAGAGAAACGCCAAGCUUCUAGUCCUCAUGCAUGAAAGGAGUUGGCUGAAAAGGUUUUGACAACACACAACAAAAUCUUGGGCCUUUGAAAACUUACGGUAUUUGGCAUCCCUCUAGUUUGAGCGAGGGGGGCUUCAGU
Messenger RNA from Zootoca vivipara (common lizard), 1898 nucleotides. It is a transcript of the gene PIMREG, whose product is annotated as PICALM interacting mitotic regulator. Lineage: Eukaryota; Metazoa; Chordata; Lepidosauria; Squamata; Lacertidae. The record is from RefSeq and is a predicted model, not a curated record.